This is a messenger RNA of Amaranthus tricolor (Joseph's coat), 1315 nucleotides long. RefSeq names its product protodermal factor 1. NCBI's taxonomy places the organism in Eukaryota, Viridiplantae, Streptophyta, Magnoliopsida, Caryophyllales, Amaranthaceae. The record is from RefSeq and is a predicted model, not a curated record. The transcript has 3 exons. The coding region runs from base 235 to 1080 and encodes 281 amino acids.
GACGAUUCGAAAAAAGAAGGCAUAAAUGAUGAUAUAAAUGCAGUCUGCAACACAUCAACUAACCAUACAUACUCUUCUACCUGCUUGUAUUUAUGUAGCAUUGUCAUUUACACUGUUUGCUUCCUCUCUUCUUCUGCUUUAUAAGCUUUCCACUUUCUCUUUUCCUUCCUUCAUAUCACAUCUUAAACUGAUAACUUUUAUCUUUCUUUCUUUGUUUUUGAGUUCAAUUCAAAAAUGGGGAGAACCAAACCCUUCUUCUUCUGUUUGGUUUUGGUUUUGCUUUCUACCAACAACCUACUCUUGCCGGUUGCCUCCACUUCAGGUCACCGAGGAUCUCUUCAAAAUAAAAACUCCAUUAGCCAAAGCAAUUGUAAUACACCACCAAGCGGUAGUGGCGGAAGCGGAGGAUAUUACCCUUCACCUAAACCUACUCCUAGCCACGGAGGUGGUGGCGGCCAUCAUUAUAACCCUCCAAAGCAUACACCAACUAAUCCUCCAAAAGGUGGUGGCGGUUGCCCAUGUGGUUCGCCACCAUCGUACUCACCACCACCUACUAGUGGUGGUGGCGGUGGAUAUUAUCCUCCUACCCCAUCAACACCGACACCAGUAAUUGUCACUCCUCCAAGUUCACCGUUGGUGCCUUCACCUCCAGUGGUUCCUGUUGGGCCGUCUCCUCCUUAUACUCCUGGGACACCUCUUACUCCUUAUGACCCUCCUUUCCCAUGCACCUAUUGGGGAAGUCACCCAACCCUAAUAUUUGGGGUACUAGGAUGGUGGGCAACAGUGGGAGGACUAUGGGGAGUGACAACAUUGCCAGGAUUGAGCUCAGCGACCAGCCUCCAACAAGUACUUACUAACCCUACAAAUGAUGGGUAUGGAUCCCUUUACAGGGAAGGAACUGCUGCAUUCCUUAAUUCUAUGGCUGCUAAGGAAUUCCCUUUCUCCACCAAGCAAGUUAAGGACUCUUUCCUUGCUUCACUUGACUCUGAUCAUGCUGCUGCCACCCAAGCUAGACUCUUUAAGCUUGCUAAUGAGAGGAAGUUCAAGACUACUACCCUUUCUUCUUCCAAUAAGCCAUAGAUUAUUCAAAUUAAAUAACGAUGAUAUCAUAUUUUGUUACUCUUAAGUCUAUAUUAUUAUGUUGAAUUUGGAACGGUUUAAAUUCAGUGAAAUGUGUUUGUUUUGUUGAUUUAUUGUUUGAGAGAUUGUUCCAUGUUAAUUGGAGUUUAUUAUGAGAUCUUUAGAUGAUGAGAAUUGAAAAGUGGUGUAUGUUUUAGUUUCAAUAUAAAGUAUGCUAGCAUGGUUUGCACUUGAA